AUGUACGGGCCCAACCACCAGCAGGGGCAUAACUCGCGCCUGAAUGGCGUUCCUGGGGGCCGUGGCGGCAUGCCUCCGCAGAUGAUGUACAACUUUGGCCAGCAGCAGGGCCUCCAUCAACACCACACGCACCCCCAGCAGCAACAUCAUCAGAACCUUCAGCAGGACCAUGCAGGCCACAGUGGUGGCUCCAGUGCUCUCAACCACUCGGGCUUUUCCUCAGGCAUCAUAUCCAAUGUCACACCAUUCACACCUAGCAGUCAUCAGAAUGGAAACACCCCGGGCUCGCGUGCUGGACCGGUUCAGCACACGUGUGAGAAUUGGAACGAGCAGUUGAAAUCCCACAAGGAGUCCGAGCGUGCACACCAGACCAUGACCGAACAAUUCCAGCCACAUUUCUUCGCCAGGCUACGGUCAAAUGAGAAUAAGGGCCUCAUGCCGGCCUUGUCGAAUAGCAAUGCGGCUGAAUCAUCGGUAGAUGGAGAUUUGGAGGAUAGGGGGAAUCGCCCCGUUAAUGUCGAUAAGGCGUGGGACAGACAAGACUGGCUGAACAUUGACUUCAGUGGCCAGGGCCUCAAGAAUGUCUCUGCUAUGCUCUUUGACCACUACGCCUUCAUCACCGAACUCUAUCUUGCUUCCAACAAUCUAACCUCUCUUCCCAAUACCAUUGGACAGUUGCGAUCGCUAAGGUUGCUGGAUCUCUCCCAUAACCAGCUCAGUGAACUACCUGCAGAGCUGGGCAUGUGCACUCCUCUCCGUCAGCUGCUAUUCUACGACAACCAUAUCCAGGACAUACCCGAUGAGCUUGGUGCCUUGCAUUUCUUAGAGCUACUCGGGGUUCAGGGCAACCCCCUGAGGAAUGACUAUAAGACGAAACUCAUUGAGGAUGGCACCAAGGAACUGAUCAGCCACCUCAAAGAGAAUGCGCCAGUCCCUAUGCCCCCUAACCCAAGGAUGCCUAUCACGAUUCAAGAGGACGUGGGGUCAGAUAAGGAGCGGAUUCGAGUGCUAUCGUGGAACACCCUGUGUGACAAGUAUGCCACCAGUACACAAUAUGGAUAUACCCCGUCCAGCGCAUUAUCCUGGGAGUACCGGAGGGACAGUAUUCUCCGGGAAUUCCUCGAGAGAGACCCCGAUGUCCUCUGCUUGCAGGAGACUGCCAUGGAUGCCUUCGAGACAUUUUUCGCGCCGGAACUCUCCAAGCGCGGUUAUCGGGGAGUAUUCUACCCGAAAACCCGUGUCAAGCACAUGACAGGCAAGGACCAACAAGCCGUCGAUGGAUGUUCCAUCUUCUUCAAGAGCGACAAGUACAUCAUGUUGGACAAGCAGCUAGUGGACUUCAGACAAACAGCCAUCAACCGCCCAGACAUGAAGUCGGCAGAUGACGUCUUCAACCGAGUCAUGCCCAAGGACACUAUUGCUGUCUACUGCUUCUUCGAGUCGCGAUUCACGGGCAACCGAUUCAUCGUCGUGAACGCACAUCUGUGCUGGGAAUCGUACCUGGCUGAUGUAAAAGCAGUGCAGACGGGGAUUCUGUUGGAACUGGUUACUAAACAGUCCGAGAGGUACACCAGGAGGCCGCCCAUGACGUUGGAAGAGAAGAAAAUACUCCGGCCUAGUAUUCCGGAAGACGCAGGGGGUAUACCUCUAUCGGAAUAUCCCGAUCCAGCACCCAGUCAGGAGUACAGGAACAACACGGAUAUCCCCCUAUUCGUGUGUGGCGACUACAAUUCCAUGGCUGAUAGCUCUGUUUAUGAGCUGCUCGAAAAGGGCCGGAUACCACCCGAUCAUCCGGAUUUGGUCGGACAUUCCUACGGAAACUUCACACGGGACGGCAUUGAACAUCCCUUCAGCUUGCGAAACUCAUAUGCCCACCUCUUCGGAAGCCAAGACGAGCUAUCAUUCACCAAUUACACGCCCACAUUCUCGGGUGUCAUCGAUUAUAUCUGGUACACUACCAAUACACUAGAUGUCGUUGAGCUACUUGGCCCACCGGACUCGGAAUACCUGAAGAAAGUGCCGGGAUUUCCGAAUUACCACUUCCCAGCUGAUCACAUCCAGAUCAUGGGCGAGUUCGUCUUCAAGUCUCGGAAAGACAAGAAAGCUGUUGAACAUCAGGAACGGCCAGGUGGCUCUUCUAGGAAUUAG
Anthostomella pinea is the source of this 2148-nucleotide messenger RNA. Lineage: Eukaryota; Fungi; Ascomycota; Sordariomycetes; Xylariales; Xylariaceae. The record is from the annotation of a GenBank genome assembly.